AUGGCUCUUAACAAGUACAUGCAUCAACGCAAUAUUUACAAGCACAAAAAGCCUAAUUUUAAGGAAUUGGCUAAACAGUUUGAUUUCUUUGAUGCAGUGGCUGAGAAAGAUGAAUGUGGUCGGGUUCAACUUGAUUUUAGAGUACCGUCUCAUCUAGCUGCAUUAUCCAAAGCAUUGUUGAUCAAGGAUUUUAAUCUAAACGUAGAUUUUCCAGGUGAUCGCUUAAUACCGACUGUUCCUCUGCGUCUGAACUACAUUUUGUGGCUAGAAGAUUUGUUAAAAGGCUUUCAAAGGUUUUCGGAGCCCAUAAAGAUUUUGGACAUUGGAGUUGGAGCAUCUUGCAUUUAUCCAUUACUGGGAUCAAGAAAAAACUCAUGGAAGUUUUUUGGUACCGAAAGUGAUAUGAGAAACUUUAGUCUAGCCAAAGAAAACGUUGACAAAAACAAUUUGAGUGAAGACAUUAAGUUAUUUCAUGUGGCUGAGAAUGCUUCAUCGUUGGAUCUUAUCUUUGGUUCAAAUGGUGAGAAUGAAUCUAAGAAUACAACGUAUUUACAUGCCGUUAUGGCGAAUCCUCCGUUUUUCAGUGAUGCAUCAGAUGCUGUAGGUUCUAACACUUGUCGAUCACUAAACAGACCUCCGCCGAAAACUGUUUCCUCCGCUGCUAGACAUGAAAGUCAGACAACCGGAGGUGAAGUCUACUUUUGUAUGCGUUUAAUUCGUGAAAGCCUUCGUUACUCAACUCGUGUGGGUGUAUUCACUAUUAUGUUGGGUAAAAAGUCAAGUGUCCCUUUAAUUCGUCGAAUAAUGAACAAGUUGAAAAUAACUCAAAUGUCCGUGUAUGAAAUGUGUCAAGGUAGAAUAAUGCGCUGGGGUGUUGCAUGGACUUUUCUGCCUAAUUUUCCAUUUCCUGAAUCUGAUUUUCGUCGACUUCGUAAAAUGGAACGUCCUCCUCUGACAUACCAAUUACCAAAUCCAGUAUCUUGUCUUCGUGAAAAUACAGUAGAAGCUCUUCUAGAUUGGUUAAGAUGUGAAUUUAAACAGUUGGGGAUGAAAGUAUUGGAUCAAAAAAAUCGUGCAGAAUUAGGCGGUGUACACUUAAAUAUCACAGCUACAGUAAAUACAUGGACACAUGUUAGACGUAAACGACGAGAAGCUCAACGUCUACUCAUAUCUAAUCAAAUCGACGCAAAAAAUAAUGGAAAUUCAACAAAUAAUGAUUGUAAUUCUACUGAAGAACCUAUGGAAGUUGGUGUUGUUAUAGAUGUUAAUCCUAAAAAUCCACUAAAACGUAUUCAUCAUAAUGAUUCAUUUGAAAUAGAAUCUAUAUCAACAUCAACAUUACAAACAACAACUACAGAGAUGGGAACAGACAUAUCAGUGAUAGAAAUAGCUAAUCAAUCAAAGCGUAUACGAAAAUUAACUCAUGCAGAGAUAUGUGAAGAAGGCGAAGAUGCUUGGGACAAUGGAGAUGAGCAUGAUUAUAAUGAUAAUAAUAAUACUUGUUCAAGUAAGAUGUUAUCUACACCUUCUUCUACUGAUUCAUGUACACAUUUGAUUCAAGCAAAUGUAUUUGUUGAAUAUUUGAACACAGAUUCAUUUCAAACAAAUGAGUUAAUAUCAUCAUCGAUGUCAACGUCUUGUCUAUUUCCGAAUGGAAUAAACAACAACGAUUAUGGUGAUAAUAUUCAAAAGAAUGAGAAGAGUAGACAAGAUGCGAGUGACAAUGGUAAUGAUCAUGUUACUGAUAACGCCACUGCUGUUGAUGA
This is a messenger RNA of Heterobilharzia americana, 1766 nucleotides long. The record is from the annotation of a GenBank genome assembly. Lineage: Eukaryota; Metazoa; Platyhelminthes; Trematoda; Strigeidida; Schistosomatidae.